AUGAGCCCACACCAGAUCCACACCCACCUGGUGGGCUGCUCCGGGGGCACCCAGGUGGGCUGGCAGUGCCAAAAGGACCGGCAGCCAGCCCCGGGGGCAUGCAGCUUUGUGGGGCCGGGGCCGGGGCCACCUCUGCUGCUGCACCGGGCACCUGGCGAGGUGCUGCCCGCUCCGGCUCGGGAUGUCCGCCCGCUUUGGGGCCGUUUCGGGGUUCGCCGGGGUCACUCCGCCAGCGAGGCGAUGCCGCCUGCCAAGGCAGGAGGGAGCGGGGAGGGCGGGGAGGAGGGAGGGAGGAGGCACGGGAGGAUCGGCUGCUGCCCGCCGGCUGCCAGCGCGGCCGGCUCGGGACGGGGCUCCGCGGGCACCGCCGGGCACCGAGCGGGGCUUCUGCCGGGCCGGCUGCGCUGCCGCCCCCGGCCGGGGGGGCCACGGGGGGCCCCGCACGUCUGUGUGCCCACCCCGCACCUCUGGGUGCCUCCUCUGCAUCUUGUUUUCCCACAAAUUCUUCCAGGAAAGCCCAAGGUGUACCAAGGUGUGAGGGUGAAGAUCACAGUCAAGGAGUUGCUGCAGCAGAGGAGAGCACGACAAGCAGCCACUGGUUCAGCAGAAAAAGUGAAAGGUGGUGGGGAGGGAAGUCACCUCGGUGACCUGCACAAGUUUUCCAGCUGCCUCUCCUGUGAGGAAAGCCCUGGAUACCUGGAGCAGCUGAUAGAUUCCUGCCUGCAGUCGGAUGCACCCUCCGAGCCAGCCUUCAGUGCCUUCCAGCCAUCCUCACACUACACCCCAGACACCUUCCAGCCAGUCCAGCUCUGCUUCAACCAGGGCCUGGCUGCCAGCUCGCCCAGCUCAGCCGACCUGCCCAGCCCGUGGAACUCCAGCUGCUCUCCCCCUCAGCUCUCUCCCCUCACCCCUCUGACCCCCAGCCCACCCUUCAGCUGCCCCAUGGAGGAGUGGCCCUGCCACCCCCCCUGCCCCUUGCCCAGCCCUGCCUGCUGCUGCACAGCCUGUGGCUCCAGGGACAGCAGGGGCCCGCAGUGCUUCCCCUGCCCCAGCACGGACUGCACGGAAUUCCUGCCACCCCUGGCCCUGGCCGAGGACUUCUUCAGGAGGGACAGGAGCUGUGACAUUUGCUACAGCUAA
Messenger RNA from Vidua macroura (Pin-tailed whydah), 1140 nucleotides. It is a transcript of the gene POU2AF3, whose product is annotated as POU class 2 homeobox associating factor 3. The record is from RefSeq and is a predicted model, not a curated record. Gene Ontology annotation, molecular function: DNA binding; POU domain binding. NCBI's taxonomy places the organism in Eukaryota, Metazoa, Chordata, Aves, Passeriformes, Viduidae. The coding region runs from base 1 to 1140 and encodes 379 amino acids. Gene Ontology annotation, cellular component: cytoplasm. The transcript is spliced from 7 exons.